GUGGAAAACCCUGUAAUGUACAAAAGACCAGCAGGCGGCGCUCAUAUACAGCUGCGAGUAUUUCCCCACUGCCUAUCACCGCUUAAUGUCAAACGAAGAAGAAAGAUGUCCGCCUGUAGAAUUGUCCGCUGCUGCUUUUCUUCCAACUUUUCCCCGGUUUUGCCUUUACUUGCACGCUCGGCACCGCUUCCGUCUCAUCGUUUAUGUCCCAAAUCGUUCUUCCUCAGAAGCGUUUCGUCGUCGGGCCAGUUGUCAGCAGUACUUAAAUUCACCGACAAACACGAAUGGAUUCGGGUAGAAGAUGGAGUCGGGACUGUCGGUAUCAGCAAUUUUGCUCAGGAGGCCCUGGGGGAUGUGGUUUACUGUGGACUGCCGGAGGUCGGAACGCAGCUGGCCCAACAAGACGAGUUUGGAGCUCUGGAAAGCGUUAAAGCAGCCAGUGAGCUCUUCUCCCCGUUGACUGGAGAGGUGGUGGAGGUUAACGCACUGCUGGCUGACAAACCAGGCCUGGUCAACAAAUCUUGCUACAAAGAUGGUUGGUUAAUGAAGAUGACCAUUGCCAAGCCUUCUGAGCUCGACUCUCUGAUGGACGAGGCGGCCUAUGAGCGGUACAUCCGCUCCAUAGAGGACUAAAACCCGCUCCCUCUUUCCUCCUCACAAACGCUCGGCGGACCGCUCUACCAGUGUUGGGAAAAUGUGAAGAAUAGCUGCUGCUAAAGGCAUGCUUACUUUCAGGGACCAGCCAGUGUUUCGUUCUUGCAGCCUCCAAAAGAGAAGACGAGUCACUCUCAAGUCAGUCCAUUUGUUCCCUGAUAUUUCAGUCAAGCAGACACAAAUGUCCUGGGCAAAAAAGCACUUUGAAUUUGUAUGUUCACUGUGGACAUCUUUUCAAUAAACAUCAUGAUUAACAUAUUUUUCUGAUUGCUAUUAGUUUUUUGUUUUUUUUAGAGCUUUCACAAGUAAAAAUCAACACUCUUGUCUUUUUACUAUAUUUGCCACCAUUUAAACAUACAUGUUACUGUAUUUCUGUAUGGUUUGAUUUAUACUGCAGGUCUAAGUGGCCAAUUUUGAUUUCAUGCCUACGCAGCAGUGUCUUGUCAGUUUGUUUUGCGUUGUGUUGCAAGCGAGUAAGCUUCAGACUUUCUGCCACAAGGUGGCAGCAGGGAACUCCACAGCAAUCCGGGCCACUGAGUGGUUGGUUACCUUUCAGUGGAAGUACAGGUAUCUGUUUAUUUGUUUUCUCAUUUAAUUUCUCUCUCUCUGUGUUAAUGUUCUCAAAAUCUGGCUGUAAAAUAUCAAGUUGAAUGUCGGAAUGUCCCAGUCACAUUUUUUGCACCAGUCCAAGUUACUUUGGUCUGCUGAUAGAGAGUCUUGAUCUGAUAGGCAAUAUAUUGAAAAGAAAAAAAGAAAUUACAUCCAAAUUGUUUUAUUUGAAUAAAGGUAUCCCAACAUGA
Molecule: messenger RNA, 1454 nt
Organism: Phyllopteryx taeniolatus (common seadragon)
Lineage: Eukaryota; Metazoa; Chordata; Actinopteri; Syngnathiformes; Syngnathidae
Product: glycine cleavage system H protein, mitochondrial-like
Exons: 6
Coding region: 16-633 (205 amino acids)
Biological process (GO): protein lipoylation; glycine decarboxylation via glycine cleavage system
Cellular component (GO): mitochondrion; cytoplasm; glycine cleavage complex
Source: RefSeq, a predicted model, not a curated record